Messenger RNA from Aspergillus ochraceoroseus IBT 24754, 1220 nucleotides. RefSeq names its product RpiB/LacA/LacB family sugar-phosphate isomerase. Gene Ontology annotation, molecular function: isomerase activity. The record is from RefSeq and is a predicted model, not a curated record. The coding region runs from base 335 to 820 and encodes 161 amino acids. The transcript has a single exon. Gene Ontology annotation, biological process: carbohydrate metabolic process. Gene Ontology annotation, cellular component: intracellular anatomical structure. NCBI's taxonomy places the organism in Eukaryota, Fungi, Ascomycota, Eurotiomycetes, Eurotiales, Aspergillaceae.
CCUGCAGGGCCUUGGAAGUGGCAGUGACCUCAUUUUCCCAAGAAUUCUCCAUUUAUGGAACCUUGGGUCAAUGGAGGCCAUUUGCAGUGAGAGUGUUGAUUGUUCAAAGAAGAGUUAUCGACAAGAGAAAGGAGGGGGCGACAAGUGACUUAUAAAAAGGUUGUUGACUCCCCUCCAACUUUCUAUACUUUUUCCUGGCUAUCACUGUCCACUAUUACUUCCACUCUCUCUCCACCCUAAAAACCCAUUAUCUACAUCCAUCUCUGUCCACAUUAAGAAAUCAUAUUUAUAUCAAUUUCCCCCCCAAACUCUUUACUCUAUCACCACUACCACAAUGUCUACCGAUCAGAAGCUCCGCAUCGUGUUCGCCUGCGACGAGGCCGGCCAGCCCUACAAGGAGGCUCUCAAAGCCGCUCUUGCGAAGAACCCCAACGUGGGUGAAAUUUUUGACGUGGGUGUCGACUCGACCUCCGACAAGACUGCCUAUCCUCACCCUGCCGUUAAUGGGGCCAAGCUUAUUCGCGAUGGUAAGGCUGACCGUGGUCUCUUCAUCUGUGGAACCGGUCUGGGUGUUGCCAUCUCCGCCAACAAAGUCCCUGGCAUUCGCGCUGUCACUGCGCACGACUCCUUCUCCGUUGAGCGUUCCAUCCUUAGUAAUGACGCCCAGGUUCUCUGCUUCGGCCAGCGGGUUAUUGGCAUUGAGCUUGCCAAGCGCCUUGCCAGCGAGUGGGUGACCUACCGCUUCGACCCCAAGAGCGCCUCAGCUCCCAAGGUCCAGGCGAUUAAGGACUAUGAGGCCGAGUUCGCUGCUGGUCAGUAAAUUCGAGCUCCUAGGUUACCCUGAGCCAGGCUCAAGUGGGCCCCCGCCCAAGCAACAUGAACCAUCGGACCGAGACCGACGUGGAGGAGGUCAAAAGACAUGUUUGUGAAAAGUCGAGUGCGCUCGUGACGGUGGACAGACUGAUCGAGAACCCCGUCUAGCCGUCUGAUACUCCACCGUGGGGGGAAUAAGCUGGGGAUAACGCUUGAUUCUUCCUCCCGCCGCUUUUUCCUCUUUUGUGUCUUCCGAGCGAAGCGACCUGGGAUGAUUAUUUCGGGACUUUCCUUAAUUUAUGAAGUGUUUUUUUAAUGACACGGUACAGUAGCAAAAUGAGUUAAUGAUACCAUGAGCGGAUAGGAUGCUUUUUGCGGGCCAAAGAUUCUCCUUUUUCUUCUUUUUC